GCCUUUUUCGAGGGAUCCUCGAGUCUCUCCGUCCUCGCGAUUUCUAUUUUUAUCCGCGAAAGAGGAUAUUGAGGGUUAAACGAGGAACGGUCGCAGUUAGCGAUUAUCCCGGAAGGAAGAUGCGGCCGCGACGUCCGCGCGUCGAUCUUUAUAAGAAGAGCGAUCGCUUCGAGAAACAUCGAGAAGUGGUUUCGCGCGCGAGGUUAAUAGAUACUCGAUAUGGAUCUGAUCGAGCAGAUGAGGAGGAUCGAGGAGUCCGUGAAGGCCGCGCGGGAGGCGCUCGUGAGGCACUGUCGUUCGCCUAGGAGCGAACGAGACGACGAAUCGUUCGACGCUAGUAUGCUGAACAGACUGUUGGAGAUGAACGUUGUCGUGGAUAACGCCGAGAGACUGCUGUCGGAUUACAAUCGUUCGCUGGAGGAGAAGCGAGCGAGGGGACCGCUCGACGCGGAAGCGUUGAGGGAGAUCGCGGAGAUCGACGACUCCUUCAGAUCCGCGAAGGCGACGUUCUCCAACUUCAUGAGGAAGACGAGGAUCGCGGUGACUCGAGCGGAACGCGCGAACGGAGUAGCCCGCGAAUCGCCGAGGAGCGGCGAGGAGGAGUGACGUCAGAGGCGGAUCCUCGCGCUCGUCGAACGAGCACGUUCCGCGAUACGAGCGAGAUGUGUAUCGAAU
Messenger RNA from Cataglyphis hispanica, 675 nucleotides. RefSeq lists its product as uncharacterized. Lineage: Eukaryota; Metazoa; Arthropoda; Insecta; Hymenoptera; Formicidae. The transcript is spliced from 2 exons. The record is from RefSeq and is a predicted model, not a curated record. The coding region runs from base 220 to 606 and encodes 128 amino acids.